GGCUCAGAGAAAUUGCCUCCUGAGCACAGAAUACAAACAGAACCAGGAUCACAAACAUUAUCAAUCAGCAAUAAACUUCUGACAUCAGCUUCAAGAAACUGAGGAAACACAGGCGCAGGAGAGAGCCAGACACAAAGUUAAAGACUGAGCUCUGCAUAAAGUCACUGGCAACAAGACAGUCACUUAUCCAUCUCUUAUUUUGCCUGAAGAGAACGAGACAAGCAGAACGGCAGAUCACAGAGAGCACGGGACACGAGAGUGAAAUCAGGGGAGCAUCCAAGAGUAACCAAGGCAAAGAAGAAGCUAAGGGUUGUGUAACCCAGCCAUUCACAGUCUGCUUCACAAUGUGGUUCCUGGCGGUAAUGUGGAUCUCCUGCCUUCUUGUAGGCACUCAGGCUCAGAGCACUGCCAGCUUCUCGAGAGGGAAUGACCGCAACAGGCGCUGUCAGUACACCUUCACAGUGGACAGCCCUACAGAGGCCAGCUGCCCCUCGACAGCAUCCAGUGCUGAGAUGGAAGCCCUGAAGUCUCGACUUGGGCUGGUGGAGGCACUAAUAGCCCGCCUAGCUGGAGGUGAAGCAUCAGGUACUGAAGCUCAGAUGGGACUUCGGACAGCCUACACCCAGGUAAUUGGAGAGAGGGACAGGUUGCAGCAGGAGAAAGCUAGGCUAUCUCAGCAGGUGGAGCAGCUCCAGCAGACGGUGGAGCAGCUCCAGCGUGAGGCGGAGAGGCUGAGGAGCAGACCAUGCACACAACAGCCUUCCCAAAGUGUGCCACUGUAUGAUAGCAGCCUCCAACCAGGAACAGGCACAUCCCAUUCUCAUCUGGUUUCCAGGCCAGGCAGGACACAAGGAGAAACAAGCAGUCUGAGAGAAUCCUCUUGGUCCUAUGGUAGUCCGGCAUACCAGGAGUUUAAGGCUGAAGUUGCUGAAUUUCCUGCCCCAAGACCAGAGGACAAUGUAGACAGUAGAGGCUGUGGUGAACUGCUGUGGGUGGGACAGCCAGUGACCCACCGUAAGGCAGACGGCAUCGCUGGUAGGUAUGGCGUGUGGAUGCAGGACCCAGAAGCUGUGAGCCCUUAUGGCUCCAACAUGGUGUGGCGAAUUGACACAGUCGGCACAGAGGUGCGCCAACUCUAUGGCUAUGAGGACAUGGAUCAGUUUUCCCGUGGCUUUCCUACCAAAGUGCUGCUCUUGCCUGAGGCGGUGGAGAGCACAGGUGCUGCUAUGUACAGGGGCUCACUCUACUACCAGCGGCGCCGUAGCCGUACGCUCAUUCGUUACGAGUUAGUGUCGGAGAGUGUCGCGGCCCGUCGAGAACUCCCCCAUGCCGGCUUCCACGGCCAGUUCCCCUACUCAUGGGGUGGCUACACAGACAUUGACUUUGCUGUGGAUGAGAAAGGCCUCUGGGUCAUCUACAGCACCAACAAGGCUAAAGGUGCCAUUGUGGUCUCCCAGCUGGAUCCUCACAGCCUGGAGGUGAAGAAGAGCUGGGAGACCAACAUUCGCAAAACCACAGUAGCCAAUGCCUUCAUGAUCUGUGGCAGGCUGUACACAGUGGGCAGCUAUGCCUCACCCAACACCACAGUCAACUACAGCUUUGACACAACCACCAGCCAAAGCAAGGCCAUCGCAGUCCCGUUUCAAAAUCGGCACCUUUAUAACAGCAUGAUUGACUACAACCCAGCUCAGAAGAAGCUUUUUGCCUGGGAUAACUACUAUAUGGUGUCUUAUGACAUACGGCUGGGGAAGCAACAGUGAAGGGGUUAUGUUUGGAUGGUAGCCUCUAGAGGUGUUAAAGAGGGUAGCAGAUUGUAGACUGCAAAAAAAAAAAAGAAAAAAAAAAAAACAAGGUUAUGCUGGCUUUGCCGCUAUUCAUAUACUGCAAAUGCAGAGGCUGUAGUGGUCAUCAAACAUUUCAUAAAUCUUUACACAAGCUGAUACUGUAAAUGAGUCUGACUGGUUUAAGACUGCUAUAUAUUACAGAAAAAUCACAAGCACAUAUCAAUCCUUUACCAGUGAAAUCAGGCUCCCAAAAUCGGAUACGUUUGUAAUCUGGUUUCAUUUAUUAUUGAGCCUAGUGCUAAACCACACUAGCAGAAAUACAGGCAAGCCAGCCAUAUCAUCAUAUGAUGCAGCUCUAGGUCUGGCUUGUUAACGUCAUUUCUGGUUGUAACUCGUUAUUUAAACGUACAUGCCUUUGAGAAGGAUAUUCCAUGAGUAAGAAAGAAUUUACCUUUUUCGUUCUUUAAAAAAAAUUCUAACUACCAAACUGCAUUAUUUUAAAUAUGAUAGUAUUGUGUUCUACCUUGCAGUGGCAUGGUCCAUUGCUGUGUUAAUAGAGAAAUUAUUUUUCUACAUUUUGUCACUGAUAUUUUGUUUGUUUGUAUACAGCACUGUAAGAAAGUUUGAGGGAGAGAAAUUCACAUCCAACAUAUGCCAAAAUUAAUGUUUCUACAUAAACAUAACAAAACUAAGUGAAACUCUGCCUGACAGAAAAUGUUAACUCCCUCACCUUGCUUUAGCUAGUCAGAAUCAGUAUUUUUUAAUCACUCAAUACAGCAUGGUACUGAUUUUAUGGCUAUUCAUGAAUCUAACUUAUGUACAAACUCAAAGUCUGAAUAAAGGUUACUGUAUAAUGAAUAUGGCUGACCAUUUUUUAAUUCAAAUCUUUAACACUUAACUACACAAAGCGGUAUGCAUGCUGGCUCCCCAUUACCGUAUUUUUCUCGUAAAAGGUUUAAAUAAAAGGAGGAAGAGGGAAAAAUAAACACAUCAGGUCAGACUUUUCAUUUUUGACAGCAUAUUAUUUUAUUAGUUUCUGUAACCAAACCAAUGUAAAUAAGACCUUACAUAUUUUAAUACAGCGAUUUAACCCCUGUACAAGUAAAACAAACAAAAAAAAUCAUUCCCCUCUCCACUCCUUCCUCUCCCACUUGUCAUUUUGGAGCCACACUUAAACACUUGUAUAUCUGUAGCCUCCCAUUUGCAUUAACAACCUGAAAGAAACAGACUGGAGAGGGUCAAGGCCCAGGAGAUUGAGGCCUUUGGACGUUACAACAGAAAAUAAGAAAAAUAACUUUUUGCGUCUGAACUACAGUUCUAUCAGUUUUUGUCUUUCUGCCCUUUUACACUCCUCUAGAGGCUGACUCACAUUUUGAAAUGUUCUCUUUAUUUUAUUUUGCAGCUAUAUAUAUAUUAUUAAAAUCAAACACUGGUGUGAAACCCAAGCUCAGUUUUCCGUGACCCCUUUCUGCUAUGACGGGUGGUCAGAAACGACAGGGUCCCAACCUCUAAUAUCAACCUCUAUUGUCAGCAGCAUGGCAUGACUGUGAG
This is a messenger RNA of Pangasianodon hypophthalmus (striped catfish), 3335 nucleotides long. RefSeq names its product myocilin (gene myoc). The coding region runs from base 345 to 1760 and encodes 471 amino acids. The transcript is spliced from 4 exons. Gene Ontology annotation, biological process: signal transduction; osteoblast differentiation. Gene Ontology annotation, cellular component: Golgi apparatus. The record is from RefSeq and is a predicted model, not a curated record. Lineage: Eukaryota; Metazoa; Chordata; Actinopteri; Siluriformes; Pangasiidae.